This is a messenger RNA of Sphenostylis stenocarpa, 276 nucleotides long. The record is from the annotation of a GenBank genome assembly. NCBI's taxonomy places the organism in Eukaryota, Viridiplantae, Streptophyta, Magnoliopsida, Fabales, Fabaceae.
AUGUCAUCUUUGCCCUCACUGAAAAGGUCAAAGCUUUUUGUUAAAAUACUAACAAAUGCAUGUUCUUCUAAGCUAAUGAAAGACCAAGGUGGUGUGAUGAUUUUGAUUCAAGAUGCUAUGGUGAUUCUAGUUCAAGGUGGUGUGAUGAUUUUGAUUCAAGAUGCUAUGGUGAUUCUAGUUCAAGGUGGUACGAUGGUUGAUGUUAUUAAGAUGGUAAGGAUGAAUAAAGUGGGAGUUGUGAUUGAGACAAUUAGGAUGCAACAAAUUUAUAUGUAA